Juglans microcarpa x Juglans regia is the source of this 1035-nucleotide messenger RNA. RefSeq names its product transcription factor MYB41-like. The coding region runs from base 1 to 1035 and encodes 344 amino acids. NCBI's taxonomy places the organism in Eukaryota, Viridiplantae, Streptophyta, Magnoliopsida, Fagales, Juglandaceae. The record is from RefSeq and is a predicted model, not a curated record. The transcript is spliced from 2 exons.
AUGGGUCGAUCGCCACGUGGUCAUGAUGAUGAGAAUGGCUUGAAGAAGGGGCCAUGGACGCCCGAGGAAGAUCAGAAGCUGAUUGAUUACAUCAGCAGCCAUGGUCAUGGAAGUUGGAGAACGCUCCCCAAGCUUGCCGGCUUGAAUAGGUGCGGAAAGAGUUGCAGAUUAAGGUGGACAAAUUACCUGAGGCCUGAUAUUAAGAGAGGGAAUUUCUCCGAAGAUGAAGAGCGGAAGAUCAUUAAUUUUCAUUCUGUCAUUGGAAACAAGUGGUCUAGGAUUGCAACCAAACUUCCAGGGAGGACUGACAAUGAGAUCAAGAACUACUGGAACACUCAUUUAAGGAAGAAGCUCCUUUCAAUGGGUAUUGACCCAACAACCCACAAGCCAAGAACUGAUCUCAAUCACCUUGUGAAUCUUUCUCAGCUGCUCGGUGCUGCAAACUUUGGAAAUUUAAUCAGUCCUUGGGGCAGUGCUCUUAGUUUGCAGGCUGAUGCCUCUCACCUGGCCAAAAUUCAAUUACUGCAAAACAUGUUGCAGCUUAUGAAUACCAGCCCACUUCUGAGUAUGGAGAGCACUCAUGAUUUGUUCAUCGGAAACAGAAAUCUUAACCCUUUCGAGGGACUUCUCAAUGGGACAAACACACUACUCAACAAUAAGGAGCCCUUCCUAUCAGGUCUGGAGAAUUUGAACCCUGGACUGACGAACCCCGAGGCACCCAUCAACUUUCAGGAUUUUGACAAUUCAUGGGCAGGACUUGAAGAUGGAUUUAACCAAGAAAUUCUGGGUGUAAAAAACAGCAGCUUGAGCAGUACUUCAUCAUAUGAGAAUGAAAUAGAGAUCAUGAAUCCGGUGCCUGAAUCGUUUUCUGACUCUCCUCAUGGUACUUACAAUAUCAACAAAAUGGAUAGCAAGAUUGACCCAAAUCAGUUGAUCUCCACCGAUUCAGCUAGUACCUACACCAUCUUUGAGGCUUGGGACAAACUCAUGGAUGAUGAAACAAACGACUCCUAUUGGAAACAUAUAUUGGAGUAG